This is a messenger RNA of Acanthosepion pharaonis, 2496 nucleotides long. NCBI's taxonomy places the organism in Eukaryota, Metazoa, Mollusca, Cephalopoda, Sepiida, Sepiidae. The record is from the annotation of a GenBank genome assembly.
AUGUCUAAUCAACAGAUUGGUGGCAAACUUGGAUCUCUCCAUUUUAUCCGUUUUCCAACCAGUGACAUGAUGCGCUUUAUUGAGCUGGCUCGAUCAAAGAACUUUUCCAGUCUAGCCAAUACCAUUUGUGCCACGGGUGGAGGAGCUUAUAAAUUUGAAUCCGAUUUCAGAGAGCAUGUCCAGUUGGAGCUUCAUAAAUUUGAUGAACUGGACUGCUUAAUUAAAGGUAUCCACUAUAUUGACCGUCACAACCCACAGUCUGAAUGUUAUUACUGGAAGAACCCUGACAAUCCUGUCCUUUGGGAGAUAAUUCGUUUAUUGCCAUACAUUACUGCCUUACUUUGCUUCAUAAAACAUUUUUGUUUACUUUUCUCUUUUUUGUUUACUUUUCUCUUUUUUUUCUCCAUUUUUGUUUACUUUUCUCUUCUUUUCAUUCUCUGUUUACGUUUCUCUUUUUUCAUUCUUUGUUUACUUUUCUCUGUUUUUCAUUCUUUGUUUACUUUUCUCUUUUUUCAUUCUUUGUUUACUUUUCUCUUUUUUCAUUCUUUGUUUACUUUUCUCUUUUUUCAUUCUUUGUUUACUUUUCUCUUUUUUCAUUCUUUGUUUACUUUUCUCUUUUUUCAUUCUUUGUUUACUUUUCUCUUUUUUUUCAUUUUGGUUUACUUUUUCUUUUUUUCAUUUUUUUUACUUUUUUUUUUUUCAUUCAUUUUGUUGCCCCCCCCAAUUUUUUCUCUUUUUUUUUUUUUUUUGUUUACUUUUCUCCAUUUUUGUUUACUUUUCUCUUUUUCUUUUCACUUUUGUUUACUUUUCUCUUUUUUUCACUUUUGUUUACUUUUCUCUUUUUUUCACUUUUGUUUACUUUUCUCUUUUUUUCACUUUUGUUUACUUUUCUCUUUUUUCACUUUUGUUUACUUUUCUUUUCUUUUCUUUUCACUUUUGACAAAAUUUUCUCUUUUUCAUUUUUCACUUUUUGUUUCAUUUUUUAUUUUUUUUUUUCUUUUUCAUUUUGUUUAUUUUUCUCUUUUUUUUUCUUUUUUUUUAUUUUUCUCCUUUUUUCAUUUUUUUACUUUUCUCUUUUUCAUUUUUUUUACUUUUUAUUUUUUGUUUACUUUUCUUUUCAUUUUGUUUUUUUCUCUUUUUAAAUUUUUGAAAACUUUUCUCUCUCUUUUCAUUUUUGUUUACUUUUUUCUCUUUUUCAUUGUUUAUUUUUUCUCUUUUUCAUUUUGUUUAUUUUUUCUCUUUUUCAUUUUUCUUUAUUUUUUAUUUUUCAUCCUUUUUCAUUUUGUUUACUUUUCUCUCUUUCCAUUUUUGUUUACUUUUUUUAUUUCUUUUUUUUUUCCUUUUCUCUCUUUUUUUGUUUUUUUUUUUUUUCAUUUUUUUUGUUUACUUUUCUCUCUCUCUUCAUUUUUGUUUACUUUUUCUCUCUCUCUUCAUUUUUUGUUUACUUUUUCUCUCUCUCUUCAUUUUUUUGUUUACUUUUUCUCUCUUCAUUUUUGUUUACUUUUUUUCUCUCUUCAUUUUUUGUUUAUUUUUUUCUCUCUCUCUCUCUCUUUUUUUGUUUACUUUUUUCUCUCUCUUCAUUUUUUUUGUUUACUUUUUCUCUCUUCAUUUUUUGUUUACUUUUUCUCUCUUCAUUUUUUGUUUACUUUUUCUCUCUCUCUUCAUUUUUUGUUUACUUUUUCUCUCUCUCUUCAUUUUUUGUUUACUUUUUCUCUCUCUUCAUUUUUUGUUUACUUUUUCUCUCUCUCUUCAUUUUUUGUUUACUUUUUCUCUCUCUUCAUUUUUUGUUUACUUUUUCUCUCUCUCUUCAUUUUUUGUUUACUUUUAUCUCCUUUUUUUACUUUUCUUGCUCUUUUUUCUUUUUUGGGUGGUGGGACAUUCCUCGGAUUGUGUUGUCUCCUCACAGGCUGUGAAACAUUUGAAGAAGCCAUCGAAAUGGCUUCAGAUGGUGACAGCACCAAAGUUGACAAAUUGGUGAAAGAUAUUUAUGGAGGAGAUUACAUUAAGUUUGGUUUAUCAGGAGAUGCAGUCGCAAGCAGUUUUGGUCACAUGAACUUGAAAGACCGAAGAGAAUUAACAACAAGAGAAGAUCUAGCAAAGGCCACAUUGGUCACAAUUACCAAUAAUAUUGGUUCCAUUGCGCGGAUGUGUGCAAUCACAGAGAAAAUGGAACGUGUUGUAUUUGUAGGCAAUUUCUUACGAGUAAAUACCAUUUCUAUGAAACUGCUUGCAUAUGCCAUGGAGUAUUGGUCAGGAGGUGCUUUAAAAGCACUAUUCUUAGAACAUGAGGGUUAUUUUGGAGCCAUGGGAUGUUUACUGGAAUUAAUGAAAUUAGACGUGCAUCUCUCUGCGCAGACACACGCUCUCUAUCUCUCUGCUCAGGCACACACUAUCUAUCUAUAUCCAAGUCAUUAUGCAUGGCGUUUUUCUCUCUCUCUCUCUCUCUCUCUCUCUCUCUCUCUCUCUCUCUCUCUCUCUCUCUCUGUGUACACAUAA